AUGGGGAUGAAGUACCACAUUCACGGCGACCAGCGCUCGCUCCCUUCGUUGUCCCGUCAUGGUCAAGGCAGUCCCGUCAUGGUCAAGGCAAUCUCCCGUGGUCCUUGGAGCCAAUUUAUUUUAAUAGUAUCCAUAUGGUUCUCUGUAUCCGUCUCAAAUAUGACGGCGAUUGUCUCUCUAUCGAUGUUAUGUGACUUUACAUCAGACGUUGCUGCCAAAGCUGCUCUCAAGGCAAUAAAUUCUCUGCUUCUUGGAGAGAACAACUUAAUAGCGGAGGUCAUUCGAUCAAGCAAUGCGGUGGUGCUGGAGUACAACCCUGCCGUGUUUUACCAGAGAGAUGGGAGCGGCGCAAUCCUGGACCGCUACGGCUUGGACAUGGAGGUGCUGCAUACCAUUGCUCGAUUCUUAAACUUCAGCGUGCAGUACUUGGAAGUGCCGCAAGGCGAGUUGUGGGGGGAGAGGCUCGAUAACGGCUCCUUCAAUGGCAUGGUUGGAAUCUUGGCGCGCGAGGAGGCUGACGUGGCUGUCGGGAAUAUCUAUCUCUCCUCUUUCCUGGGGCGUCUUAACUUCAUGUCCUACUCCAUUGCCUACACUACUGAUUGGAGUUGUUUCUACGCUCGAGUGGAACCGCCUCUUCCUAAUUAUCUGGCAGUGAUGCUGCCUUUUCGCCUCGUUACGUGGCUCAGCCUCUGGGGUGGCGCACUGCUGCUGCUGCCUGUUCUGCACCUAGUUAUUGCUUUUGGACACAGUGAUGAAGUGAAGUGGGGAGGUGUGUCGGACAGCUGCCUCUACCUUUCCGGACUGCACUUCAGAGUGUCGCAAUCUCGUGUGCCAAAGAAACACUCCUCGCGGUUAAUGGUGGCCUUCAUGUGGCUGUACGUUAUCAUUAUCACUACGGGCUACAGUAGCAACUUGACUGCCUUCCUCACCGUGCAACGCAGACCAUCAAGCAUUGAGACCAUCCGCGAGCUUUACGAGUCUAAAAUUCCGGUGGUGGGACUUGGGGAGUACUUUAAGUACAAUAUGAUGCAGUCUGUCAACAAGUAUGUUCAGGGCCUAGCUCAGAACUACAGAAUCGUGUUCAGCGUCGAGGAACAGGACGCCCUGAUAACGCAAGGCAUGGGCGUGGGCAUCCAGGGUCGCAAGUACCUUCAGUACAUCAUCAAGAAGGAGUACUCCCCGCGUGGCAUCCCCACUGUCAGGAUACUCAAGGAGUGCUUCAUGCCACACAGUCUUGCGUUGGGUCUGCAGGUCCACUCGCCCCUCAAGAUGCAGUUUGACAAAGUAGUGAGCAUUGUGGUGGAGAGCGGUCUCGUCAACAUAUGGUUUCAGAAAUCUCUCAGCCGCUCCAUCAAGGUGGGUGUGAACCUUAUUAUUCAAGGGGGCGUUCGGAGCCGCUACACUAGUCUAAGUCCAGUAGAGUCACAUGCCAGAGACUUAUGCAAAUACAACACCUACUACUGUUUCAUUGCUGUGAGCCUCUGCCUUGGUCAGCUCUACGAAGAAUGA
Molecule: messenger RNA, 1509 nt
Organism: Scylla paramamosain (green mud crab)
Lineage: Eukaryota; Metazoa; Arthropoda; Malacostraca; Decapoda; Portunidae
Product: ionotropic receptor 21a-like
Exons: 8
Coding region: 1-1509 (502 amino acids)
Cellular component (GO): membrane
Molecular function (GO): ligand-gated monoatomic ion channel activity
Source: RefSeq, a predicted model, not a curated record